Molecule: messenger RNA, 2796 nt
Organism: Dipodomys spectabilis (banner-tailed kangaroo rat)
Lineage: Eukaryota; Metazoa; Chordata; Mammalia; Rodentia; Heteromyidae
Gene: Gch1
Product: GTP cyclohydrolase 1
Exons: 6
Coding region: 141-893 (250 amino acids)
Biological process (GO): tetrahydrofolate biosynthetic process; tetrahydrobiopterin biosynthetic process
Cellular component (GO): cytoplasm
Molecular function (GO): GTP cyclohydrolase I activity; GTP binding; zinc ion binding
Source: RefSeq, a predicted model, not a curated record
CUUGGCGCGUCCCGGCAGCUGGGCUGUCUACCCUAGAGGACUCGGUCCGUAGGUCACUGUCGCCAGCGGUAUCGCCAGCCAGAUUCAGCCGCAGGCCUUGAAACGCCCCUGGGUGUCUCGCGAAGUGCAGCUCGAGGUCCAUGGAGAAGGGCCCGGUACCGCAAGAGAAGCCGCGGGGCACCAGGUGCACCAAUGGGUUCCGGGAACGGGAGCCGUCGCGGCCUGGGUCCAGCCGGCCGCCGGCCGAGAGCUCCCCGCGGAUCCCCGCCACCAAGAGUCCCCAGCCCGCCGACGACUGGAAGAGGGAGCGGCCCCGCAGCGAGGAGGAUAACGAGCUGAACCUCCCCGGCCUGGCGGCCGCCUACUCGUCUAUCCUGCGCUCGUUGGGCGAGGACCCCCAGCGGCAGGGGCUGCUCAAGACGCCCUGGAGGGCGGCCACCGCCAUGCAGUUCUUCACCAAGGGCUACCAAGAGACCAUCUCCGAUGUCCUGAACGAUGCAAUAUUUGAUGAGGACCACGACGAGAUGGUGAUUGUGAAGGACAUAGAUAUGUUUUCCAUGUGUGAGCAUCAUCUGGUUCCGUUCGUUGGAAGGGUUCAUAUUGGUUAUCUUCCCAACAAGCAAGUCCUUGGCCUCAGCAAACUUGCAAGGAUUGUAGAAAUCUACAGUAGAAGACUACAAGUGCAAGAGCGCCUUACAAAACAAAUCGCUGUUGCCAUCACAGAAGCCUUGCAGCCUGCUGGAGUUGGGGUGGUGGUUGAAGCAACGCACAUGUGUAUGGUAAUGCGGGGGGUGCAGAAGAUGAACAGCAAAACUGUGACCAGCACGAUGCUGGGUGUGUUCCGGGAAGACCCAAAGACUCGGGAGGAGUUUCUAACCCUGAUCAGGACCUGAACGUCUCUAUGCAGUGGGGUGUGCUAUCUGCCCUCUCUGUCUUCAUUGUCUACAUUCCAUUUUCAACUGCUGUCAAUGUGAACUUCACUUGUCACUGAUUGUACUUAAAAAUUAUUUAUAGGAAAUUAAAUAAAAAUAAUUACCAAAGGGGUGAGCCCUCUACAUUCUUCUUGCCACCUUUUAGUGGCAAUGUUAAACUGCCAAUAAUAAGUUCUGUGCACAAACCACUGUCAUUCAGAUAACCCUAAAGGUGCAGGCAAAGAGGUGACUCCAUGGUUGACAUUGUUUAAUACUCUGAGUGAUCAGCAUGGGAGCAUUGGGCGUGGGUGUGAACUGUGGGCCACCAUACUGGUUUUUCCUCUUCCCACAGAAAUAGUACCACAUCUGAAGAGCUUAAGUAAUGUAUGUGUAGGUGGUGUAUUGCUCCAUGAAUACAAAGUCCCAUAGGCUCCGCUUUCACUGUGUUGAUGAAACCUCCAGUGGCAUUUUAUUUUUUAAUAUUUUUAUUAAUCAUUCCCUUGUAAUGUUAGUCUCUGAGGGAAGGUGAUAGAAUAUCGUCGGUAUGUGGUUUUUUUUUUUUUAAACCUUAUUGUAAGUUAAAAAGGCACAUUUCUACCUGCUAUCCUUUUAAAAUUUGAUUAGAGAGAAAGUGUCCCUGAAGUUGUUUACGAGUUUAUUCUCAUGUUAUUCUACGGGGAUUGAGACCUUUAAUUCUCUGUGUCUUGAUGAGAAUAUCACACCAUUCACUGUGUACUUUUUUCCUUGUUUUUUAAAAGAAAGCCAUUAAUUUAAGGCUUGGUACUGAAUUGCAAGUAACUAGUUCUUACUGUUUCCACUUUAGAAGUCCCUUGGGAAUUUACUUUGUGUGAUCCACAUAGAGGCCUUAAAGCAGGUUUCAUUUUAAUCCUAUGAAAUUUAAAAAAAAAAAAAUAUUUUCAGAGGCUCUUGAGAGUAUCCACCCCUCCAGGGUCUGUAGAACUCUAGCUUACAUGGAUCUGAAAUGCUCAGAGUGAACUGAUAGUCGCUGGCAUUGGAGCUGUGCACAUUGCUUUGUGCCAGAGGCUCUGGGGAGCUCUGGUCUUGUUUCCCUUCUGCUUCCUGUGGAUGGUAGUGUUCAGUGUAAGUUUGUUCAGGUGGUAUAGAUAUUGCAGUCCAGUAACUUUUGCCUUAUUAGUAUUUAUCUUAAAAUUUCCUCCACUGGGGCAGUGUGGGUCAAAUUAAAACAAAGUACUCUUAAGCUCCCUUACAAACACACAAAGAAGAUUGUUGAAUAAAGAAGUCUCUCAUUUGAUUGACAGAGUGCUCUUCAAAUUUAUCUCUGCCACUUAGAUACCAUUAAGCUUAUGAUAGAGCAAGAUGGCAGAGGUGUUUGGUUUUGUUUCAUCUCUACCACUUCUCUGGCCUUUUCUAUAUUUGGAGUUUCUAAAGUACAGUGCUAGUGGAUUUUGAGUUUUUAUUUAAAUCUAACCUCGUAAAAAUAUUAGCCUGCUUAAUAUUUAGACAUUUCUAGGUAGAAUUCUACAUAUUAAAUUCAUGUUUGCUUUUUAAAAGUAAAAAUAAAUAUGAGACUUGAAGGACCAAAGAAAUUAUCUAUAAAUUAAUCAUCCUGAGAUUAUUUACAUUCCUCUGUUCAUCCAUUUUCCAGAAGUGUUCUUCUAAAUGUCUGAUAUGUCUACAGUCUUGGUGAUAAAUGCAAAGUAAUGAUUGUGUCUGUUUUUCUCUGGUCUGUAGUACUUCUAGUUUUCCUUCCCACAUCCAUGGCACUGAGUCCACUUGGGGCAUUUUAAAAACUUUGAUGCAUUUAAAUGUAUUGUUCAAUUAUGUUGUUUAUUUGAAUUUUAUGUAUCUGUAUGUGUGUUCCUGAAGUUGGUUCUAUUUAAAUUAUUAAAGUGGUAUAACUUUG